This is a messenger RNA of Pleuronectes platessa (European plaice), 901 nucleotides long. RefSeq lists its product as uncharacterized. The coding region runs from base 1 to 615 and encodes 204 amino acids. Lineage: Eukaryota; Metazoa; Chordata; Actinopteri; Pleuronectiformes; Pleuronectidae. The transcript has 6 exons. The record is from RefSeq and is a predicted model, not a curated record.
AUGGACAUUCUGUGGGAUGUGGACAUUCACAAAGAGAUGUUGUAUCUUUGCCAGGGCCACUUCUCUGAUGGCCUCCAGUUUCAUGACUACAGGGAGGGGUUUUGUGCUGAGGCUGAAACACUGUGUUAUGCCUACACGUUCGGAGCGGCCAUCAGACUCACCGUCCAGCCCCAAGAUCAGUCUCAUGUGAAGCCCAGUCUGUUUAUCCUCAGUCCUCUGGGGCCGGGGGGGUGCCUGAGGCGCGGGGGCCCGGGGGUUUGUCUCGCGGCUGGUUUCCGUCCUCGGGACGGGGAGAUGGUUCUGAACUGGGUGAAUGGUUCGAUCCCUCUGAACACCAGUGGUGCCGUCAGGUCCCUGAAGCAAAACACCUUCUUCUUCACGGGAUUCAACGACGGACCCAUCUCCUCCUGUGAGAUGGACAGCGUGACGUCCACCGACAACCACGCAGUGGACUCAUGUGACGGCGUUAAUUCAGAAGUGGACUCUUGUGAGGAAGUUGAUUCAGAAUCCGUCAGGUUCAACUCACACCUGCUGCUGCUGAACGCAGCUCGAGUGGUGUUCACCAAGGCCAUGGCCUUCAGCAGCCUCCUGACCAUCAGAGCGCUGCUGGCAUGACCACAGCUCCCAGCAGCAGCUCCCAGCAGUUCCCCCCAGCCGCCUCCCAGCAGCUCCCAGCAGCGUCUAGUAUCCUCCCAGCAGCUCCCAGCAGCGUCUAGCAUCCUCCCAGCAGCCCCCAGCAGCUCCUAGCAGCAGCUCCCAGCACCAGCUCCCAGCAGCCUCCAGACCAUCAGAGCGCUGCUGGCAUGACCGUAGCUCCCAGCAGCUCCCAGUCACACUCACGGAUUUAUUGUGUUUCACUUGUUUUUUUGUGACUUGUAGCAAAUAAAGUUGGUGAUUUUCA